Terrapene triunguis (Three-toed box turtle) is the source of this 680-nucleotide messenger RNA. RefSeq names its product transducin-like enhancer protein 1. The annotation marks the transcript as partial. Gene Ontology annotation, cellular component: nucleus; transcription regulator complex. Gene Ontology annotation, biological process: negative regulation of canonical Wnt signaling pathway; regulation of DNA-templated transcription. NCBI's taxonomy places the organism in Eukaryota, Metazoa, Chordata, Testudines, Emydidae. The record is from RefSeq and is a predicted model, not a curated record. The transcript is spliced from 3 exons. Gene Ontology annotation, molecular function: protein binding; transcription corepressor activity.
AUGGAGAGCAGCAACGUGGAGAUCCUGCACGUGGCCAAGCCGGACAAGUACCAGCUCCACCUCCAUGAGAGCUGCGUCCUCUCCCUCAAAUUCGCCUCCUGCGGUAAAUGGUUCGUGAGCACAGGGAAGGACAAUCUGCUGAAUGCCUGGAGGACGCCCUAUGGAGCCAGCAUCUUCCAGUCGAAGGAAUCCUCCUCGGUCCUGAGCUGCGACAUCUCCACCGACGACCAGUUUAUCGUGACCGGCUCGGGAGACAAGAAGGCCACGGUUUACGAGGUCAUUUACUGAAAGGUGGCUGGACGUGGGGGAACCGGCCGGCCGGGCGUCUGUCCCAGCCCCCCACCUCUGCCCCAUGGACAAAUAUCCACAGCAGUGAUUUUCCAAAGAACCCCUGGAAGGGAGCGGGGGGGUCGUCGGCGAAGCUGGAGAGAAGAGCAAAGUGGGGGACCCUUGGAGUUCCAGCCAGCGCCCCCUUCCACUGAGGAAAUCGCUCUUGGCCCGAAGGGACAGCGUCUGCCUGGAUCCUGGGCGCUCUCAUUCUUUUGGGUUUUUAAUCUGAACACUGGGGGACUUUUUUUUUUACGGCUGUACACUUUUUCUUUUUCUUUUUAAUGCUCCAGGCUGAGCUGGGAAGGAGGUAGCCACUCCACCCCUGGCUGUCUGGCUUCUAGGUUGUAUUU